UUUUGCUCUUUUCUGUGUGUGGCUACGCUUGAGCAACGAUUUAGGCUACCAUUUCUCUAGCUUUGGGCUACGCCGCCUUGCCCAACCUGGCAACACUGCGCUGCUGCCGCUGCGCUUGUGCUGUGCAGUGCCGAUACCUUUGGCCCAUUUAGUGAGGCGUUUUUAAAAGAUGGCCAUGGAGGUGGACGAUGAUUUGGACGCAGACCAGUCUGAGCAGCCAAGUUCCACUAGCUCUGCCAGGGGAGACAAAAAACGGUUUGAAGUCAAGAAAUGGAAUGCAGUUGCCCUAUGGGCCUGGGAUAUUGUCGUGGACAACUGCGCAAUCUGCAGAAAUCACAUUAUGGAUCUCUGUAUCGAAUGCCAGGCUAAUCAGGCUUCGGCAACCAGCGAGGAGUGUACCGUAGCUUGGGGAGUAUGCAAUCACGCUUUCCACUUUCACUGCAUCUCCCGGUGGCUGAAGACGCGUCAAGUUUGUCCACUUGACAACAGGGAAUGGGAAUUCCAGAAGUAUGGGCACUGAAUGACUGGGCUUCAAGGCUUCAAAAUUUAAGCAGUGUAUGAUUUGCUGCACUUCAUAAUAAAAUAUUCAAUUUUUCUACUGUC
This is a messenger RNA of Dermacentor albipictus, 603 nucleotides long. RefSeq names its product Regulator of cullins 1a (gene Roc1a). Gene Ontology annotation, biological process: ubiquitin-dependent protein catabolic process; protein ubiquitination. The record is from RefSeq and is a predicted model, not a curated record. Gene Ontology annotation, molecular function: cullin family protein binding; ubiquitin protein ligase activity; zinc ion binding. Gene Ontology annotation, cellular component: cullin-RING ubiquitin ligase complex; nucleus. NCBI's taxonomy places the organism in Eukaryota, Metazoa, Arthropoda, Arachnida, Ixodida, Ixodidae.